GGGAAACGGGAAUGACUCGUCAUCAGACUAGAGAGUUGUAGUGACACAGUCCAUAGAAGGACUUUCCAAAACCUUUCUUCUUUGCUGGUACGCCUACAGAGAGAGAGAGAGAGAGAGAGAGAGAGAGAGAGGAGUCCCCCAGUCCCCACAACUGUCUGUCCCCGCUGCUGGACAAAACUGCCACCGCCAAUAAUGCUUGGGACCUUGUAAGCAGACAACCCAACCUUUCACCUCUCUCUCUCUCUCUCUCUCUCUUAAUCUGCUAAGUCUCACCAACUCUCUCAGUUUCAAGUAUAGCUGAUAUUAUAUUUCUUCAAAACCCAUUUGAGUAAAUUUCCACCCUUCGUUUCUUACCACAUCCCUUUCUGUUUCCAUUUUCUUUACCAUUGGAUUACCCCAUCUUCACCAGCCCUAUUUCUAGUCCUUGUUACUCUCUCUCUCUAUGUCUGUCUGUCUGUGUGAGUUCUUCAAAACAAAGCAUUUAAUAUAUUCCAUAUAAGAGUAUCGGUAGCAGCAGGAACAAAGGAAUAUAUGUGCGGUAGAUAUGGGGUCUCCAUCUGCUUCUUGGGGGAUACAUUUAUUGCAAAUGUUUUCUUAGUAUAAUAAGUAUGGAAUGUUGGUCACCGAGGGAGAAAGAGAGAGAAUUUAAGGCACACUUCAACAACCGCUCAGCUGAAAUGGAGGGGCUCCAAGGACCUGUUACUCCCUGUUUCUUUGGGGAACAUUCGGAGCAAGAAUUUGUCGCCAAUACAGAAAGCUUGAAAUUUGAGGAAGAAGAAGCCCCGAUGUUAGAGGACACAAUUCCAUUGCUUCAGAUGCUACAAAGUGUGGGAUCCCCACACUUUUUUUCCUUCAAGGAGCCCAGCUUUCAGACACUGUUGAGAUUACAGCACGUUAAGAAGCCGUGGGAGGAUUACACUCACCUGCUUGAAAUGGAAACUCAAAUUCAGGCCAUAGAGCUUGAGAGCUGCGUCACCCAUGACAUAGUGGAGCCGCAAUAUUCACCAGUCAAAUCCGAAACCAUGGACGUCCUUCAAAACCCACCUUCGGCUUCAUGUCUACCAGUAGCCGGCCGGGAACGAAGAAAGCGCAAGAGGCCAAGGCCGACCAAGAACAAGGAAGAAGUAGAGAGCCAGCGCAUGACCCACAUUGCCGUGGAACGCAACCGGAGACGGCAAAUGAAUGACCAUCUCAACGUCCUCAAGUCCCUCAUGCCCGCCUCCUAUAUUCAAAGGGGUGACCAAGCGUCCAUUAUCGGCGGUGCAAUAGACUUUGUGAAGGAACUGGAGCAGCUACUGCAUUCCCUUGAAGCGAAAAAGAGAAUGAGAAAAAAUCAAGAAGCGGGCGAUGGCUCCGGCUCCGGCUCCGGCGCCGUGGCUGUUUCCUCCAACGGUUUGUUUAUGUCGCCGCAAUGUGGAAUUGGAUCGGAGGAAGGCAACUACGGAGAGGAGGUGAAGGCGGAGAACAAGUCUGAGGUGGCUGAGAUAGAGGUGACUGUGAUUCAAACCCAUGUGAACUUGAAAAUUCAGUGCCGACGGAGGCCGGGGCUGUUGCUGAAAGCCAUUGUUGCACUGGAGGAUCUUAGGCUAACCGUUUUGCACCUCAACAUCACCUCCUCAGAUUCCUCCGUUCUUUACUCUUUCAACCUCAAGAUAGAGGACGAGUGUAAGCUAGGAUCCCCUGACGAGAUAGCAUCGACCGUUCAUCAAAUAUUAAGCUUUAUCAACGGUAGCUGAUUGUUCAAAGACUCAAGCAGCUGAGUCAUUUGCCAACUUGGAGAGUGUAGAGAGGCCAGAGGGCACCUCCAAUUCCAUUGUCCUCAUCUUCUGGGCUUGUGACUUGUGAGAUAGAUAGAUAGACUGACAGAGGGGCGCAGGACAGAAGAAGAGAUGAUGAUGAUGAUGUUUAGUGCCUAACUUGAAAAGCUUCCAUCUUUUUUUAACUAAUUACGAAUAAAAUAAUAUGUCUUUUUUUGUUUUUUUUUUAACUUCUCUUCAUCUCUUCAUGGGGAUGGGGAUGGGGAAGGGGGCCCACCGGCCCAGCAUGCUUGGGGAUAGAAGAAGGCUUUGGUUUGAAAUAUAAAAUUAUGUAAUUCUCAUCAUUACAUAUUGCAAAUCAUGGCUUCUUUUUUUA
Molecule: messenger RNA, 2133 nt
Organism: Alnus glutinosa
Lineage: Eukaryota; Viridiplantae; Streptophyta; Magnoliopsida; Fagales; Betulaceae
Product: transcription factor bHLH57-like
Exons: 4
Coding region: 609-1736 (375 amino acids)
Biological process (GO): guard cell differentiation
Molecular function (GO): DNA-binding transcription factor activity; protein dimerization activity
Source: RefSeq, a predicted model, not a curated record